AUGUUCGCGAUCAUUCUGAUUGGGAUCACUUCGGUUGUCCCACAAGUUGUGGCUCAAUGGAACUGCGGCGGGACCAGCUAUAUGCCUGGGUCGGUCAAAUUUACGAAGGAAUGCCACGACGCCGUGGAGAACUGCAUCAGCCAAUUCGCCGCCAACGCCAGCCAGGUCAAUUGCCAAGGCGCUGCAGGAAAUCUCUACAUGCAGCAACAGGCAUCUGGCGGUAGCAACAGCGACUAUACAAGUGCCUUUGAAGAUAUUCUCGAUUUUUGUCUGCUUGAUGGAUGGACCACAGGAACAUGGGAUGAUGGCAGUGAUGGCCAAUGGUUUUGGAUGGCUGCGGAGUCCGAUUGUUACUCUCAGGAUGGAACAAUUGAUACAACUGGACCGGGCUUUUGCAUUCAAGAUCGGACUGACACAGUUGUAGAUGGCUGUUAUCCCCAGCCUGCGCCCAACUCUGGGCCAUUACAGGUUCUCCGCAGUGCAAAGACUGCCAACGGCUUUACCUCAUCUGGCCGGGGAUGGAAUUCAUGGGGUAUCGAGGCUCUCUCCGACCCGUCGAUAAUUCCGGGUUGGACAGGAGCAAAUCAACAGAGUGUCCUGGACCAAUGCACCGUACUCUCAAGGCCUGAGUUCCAAAACAUGGGCUACGACUUGUGCAGCUUGGAUGCGGGCUGGUCCACAAACGAUGUCGAUGACUACGGGAGGAUCCAGUACAACAGUACGGCCUUUGACCUACCUCAGUUGGCGCAGAAACUCCACGCAAUGGGUUUGAAGCUGGGCGUCUACGUAAUCCCAGGAGUUCCCUGUGGUGGGGCCAACCGUACGAUCAAGGGGACGAACAUUCUUAUCGGCGAUGUACUAAACGGUAACAACGAUGGGCUUGACUACUGUGACUGGGACUUUUCCAAGGACGGCGUGCAGCAGUGGCAUGAUUCUCUGAUAGAGCUCUGGACAUCAUGGGGGAUUGACAUGAUCAAGCUCGAUUUCCUCACACCAGGAAGCCCGUGGAAUGGCGCAAACCUGGUCUGCAACAACAGCGCCGCGGUGGAAGUAUAUCACAAAGCGAUCGCCAACUCUGGCCAACAGGUUCGUCUGGAUCUUUCGUGGAAGCUGUGCCGCAAUGAAACAUACCUGCCACUCUGGAGCUCCUUCGCCGAGUCGAUGAGAACAGACCAGGAUAUCGACAACUACGGUACAAAUACCUUCCUUGCAUGGCAGGUCGUCCAGCGGGCCAUUGACAACUACCGGCAAUACAUCUCGCUGCAGAAGGAACGUAAUGUGCCAAUAACGAUAUACCCAGACAUGGACAAUCUAUUCGUCUGCAACCCUCAGAACCUGACAGGUGUGAGGGACACACAGCGAGUCACGAUCAUGAACCACUGGCUUGGUGCUGGUGCAAAUUUGGUUCUCGGUUGCGAUCUCCGUCACAUUGAUGCACUGGGUACCAAGCUGCUCACGAGCAGUCAGAGCGUUUCAUUCGCCAAUUUUGCCGCCAAUUAUCCUAUGCAACCUCGAAAUCCAGGUACGGGGAACAACUUGGCGCAGCAGGCGCAGGCUUGGAUCGGAGGACCAGACGACGCAUCCAAUUCAUAUGUAUUGCUUGUCAACUACGGACCGGAUCAGGGCUCCGGCGGAUUUAAUACUUCGCUGUCAGGAAUCCAGGAGGUGACCAUCUCACUGAAUGAGCUUGGAAUUUCUGGAAAACGAUGGAAGUUUACAGAUGUCUGGAAUGGUAACUCGAGCACAGUAUCGCGUUCUUUCACAGCAUAUCUAGACGAGGGAGAGUCUCAGUUGCUCUAUCUAGAGGGCUGA
Molecule: messenger RNA, 1812 nt
Organism: Penicillium riverlandense
Lineage: Eukaryota; Fungi; Ascomycota; Eurotiomycetes; Eurotiales; Aspergillaceae
Product: glycoside hydrolase family 27 protein
Exons: 1
Coding region: 1-1812 (603 amino acids)
Biological process (GO): carbohydrate metabolic process
Molecular function (GO): hydrolase activity, hydrolyzing O-glycosyl compounds
Source: RefSeq, a predicted model, not a curated record